Molecule: messenger RNA, 1671 nt
Organism: Maudiozyma barnettii
Lineage: Eukaryota; Fungi; Ascomycota; Saccharomycetes; Saccharomycetales; Saccharomycetaceae
Gene: DAL7
Product: malate synthase DAL7
Exons: 1
Coding region: 1-1671 (556 amino acids)
Biological process (GO): glyoxylate cycle
Cellular component (GO): cytoplasm; peroxisomal matrix
Molecular function (GO): malate synthase activity
Source: RefSeq, a predicted model, not a curated record
AUGGUUAAAAUUUCUCUAGAUAACGUUGAUAUUUUCGGAAACAUCGACAGUGAACCAUUGUUUUCUCCUGCGACAACUACUGUAUCUGACAUCUUAACCAAGUCCGCUUUGGAAUUUGUUGUUCUUUUACAUAGAACCUUCAAUGAAAAACGUAAAGAAUUAUUGCAAAAUAGAGAGAUUCAACAAAAAGGGUUAGAUAAUCGUACAUACGAGUUCGGAUUUUUGUCGGAAACUGAACAUAUUAGGAAUGACCCAACCUGGCAGGGUCCUGUUUUGGGUCCUGGUUUGAUAAAUAGAUCAACAGAAAUUACAGGGCCACCGCUACGUAACAUGUUGGUAAAUGCAUUAAAUGCGGAAGUUACAACAUAUAUGGUAGAUUUUGAGGAUUCUUUAUCACCAACCUGGAAAAACAUUGUUUACGGUCAGGUCAAUCUUUAUGAUGCCAUCAGAGAUCAAAUAGAUUAUGUAACUCCGAGAAAAAGUUACCAAUUAAAAAAAUCAUUUGAAACAUCCCCAACCGUUAUUGUAAGACCAAGAGGGUGGCAUAUGGAGGAAAAACAUGUUUAUAUCGACGGAGAACCUAUUAGUGGUGCUAUAUUCGAUUUCGGUCUUUACUUCUUUCAUAAUGCUUUCGAAUUAAUUAAAAAGGGGAAAGGUCCUUAUUUCUAUUUACCCAAAAUGGAACAUCAUCUUGAAGCUAAGUUAUGGAAUGAUAUUUUUAAUGUUGCCCAAGAUUUUAUGGCCAUUCCUAGGGGCACUAUUAGAGCUACUGUCCUAAUUGAGACUUUGCCUGCUGCAUUCCAAAUGGAGGAAAUCAUCUAUCAAUUGAGAUUACACUCAAGUGGGUUGAAUUGUGGUCGUUGGGAUUACAUUUUCUCCACUAUUAAGAAAUUAAGGAAUAUCCCUGAACAUGUUUUGCCAAACAGAGAUUUGGUUACCAUGACUUCUCCUUUCAUGGAUGCCUAUGUGAAAAGAUUAAUCAACAUAUGUCAUCGUCGAGGUGUUCAUGCUAUGGGUGGUAUGGCUGCUCAAAUUCCAAUUAAAAACGAUGCCAAAGCAAACGAACUUGCUAUGAACAAAGUCCGUCAAGAUAAGAUUCGUGAACUUACAAAUGGACAUGAUGGUUCCUGGGUUGCUCACCCUGCUUUGGCUCCUAUAUGCAAUGAAGUUUUCAGUAAUAUGGGAACUGCUAACCAAAUCUAUUUUGUUCCUGAUGUGAAUAUCACCGAGGCUAAUUUACUAAACACAAACUGUACCGGAGCUCAAGUAACAACAGAUGGUAUAAAGGUUAACUUGGACAUUGGAUUGCAAUACAUGGAAGCUUGGCUAAGAGGUUCUGGUUGUGUACCAAUUAAUAAUUUAAUGGAAGAUGCAGCUACUGCAGAAGUUUCUCGUUGUCAAUUAUAUCAAUGGGUUCAUCACAAUAUAGUUUUAGAAGACACCAAAGAGAAAGUCACUCCAGAACUUACAACCCAAUUGUUAGAGGAGCAAGCUGAUAUAUUAGCGGCUACUAGUCCUUUUGGUGAUAAUAACAAGUUUAAGCUUGCUGCAAAGUAUUUCUUACCUGAGAUCAGAGGCGAGAAGUUUAGCAAUUUCUUAACUAUAUUGCUUUAUGAUGAAUUAGUGCAUAAGAACGAUCGUCCUUUAAAUCUGUCCACCCUGAAACCAUAG